CUCGACCGCAGCCAUCGCAAUCAGCAAUCAUUCCCAAGAAAACACCUCCUGCAACUAAUCGCCACAAUGCCCGGCUCCCUCUCCCUCUUCUCCGUCAACGCGGUGCUCCUCAUGUCCGCCGACGACGGCUCUCGCAUCUUCGCCAAGUACUUCUCGCCGCCUCACCCCCCGGCCGGCGUUGCGCCCAAUUCCACCGAUUACCCCGGUGCCAAUCCCUAUCCGACGGUGAAGGAGCAGAAGGCAUUUGAGCAGGGUCUGCUCGAGAAGACGAAUAAGCAGACUAGUGAUGUGAUCCUUUACGAUAAUAGGAUCGUGGUGUUUAAGAUGGAGAGCGAUGUGAUGCUUUAUGUGGUUGGGAGUGCGGAGGAGAAUGAGGUGUUGUUGUAUAAUGUGGUUUUGUCGUUGAGGGAUGCGUUGGGAAUUUUGUUCAAGGGCGCCACGGACAAGCGCACAAUCGUCGAAAACUACGACCUAGUCGCCCUCGCCAUUGACGAGCUCAUCGAUGACGGUAUCAUCCUCGAGACCGACCCCGUCCUCAUCGCCUCUCGCGUCAGCCGUGCACCUGCCCCCGAUGCGCCGAACAUGAAGAACAUCGACCUCUCGGAACAAGGAUUGAUGAAUGCCUGGGAGUUUGGAAAGAGGCGUCUGGCAGAGGGAUUGCGGCAGAUGUAGAUUGUCGGGUUUCUUUUUUUUUUCUUUCUUUCUUUCUGUGUUUUAAGCAUUGGUUCUGAGAUUUAAUCUGGCUGGUCCGGCGCAGUAUUGUGUGAUGCUCUUUGUUUAUGACGGCUAUUGAUAUAUCCAAUUUCUUCGUCUUCAUAUAUUAUAUAUUGGGAUUGAGCAUUCUGUAUAGACCUUGUUUGCUGAGUUGGGGCUUUUCGGGAUUUCUCCAUUGGCGGGGCGUAGUGGGCGUUAAAUCAGGACAGGAACGUAUACCAAAACAGCUGCGAUUG
This is a messenger RNA of Aspergillus glaucus CBS 516.65, 950 nucleotides long. RefSeq names its product coatomer subunit zeta. Gene Ontology annotation, biological process: intracellular protein transport; intra-Golgi vesicle-mediated transport; retrograde vesicle-mediated transport, Golgi to endoplasmic reticulum. The transcript has 2 exons. The record is from RefSeq and is a predicted model, not a curated record. The coding region runs from base 67 to 672 and encodes 201 amino acids. Lineage: Eukaryota; Fungi; Ascomycota; Eurotiomycetes; Eurotiales; Aspergillaceae. Gene Ontology annotation, cellular component: COPI vesicle coat.